Anopheles funestus (African malaria mosquito) is the source of this 1815-nucleotide messenger RNA. RefSeq names its product beclin-1-like protein (gene Atg6). The transcript has 2 exons. The record is from RefSeq and is a predicted model, not a curated record. Gene Ontology annotation, biological process: cellular response to nitrogen starvation; late endosome to vacuole transport; autophagy. Gene Ontology annotation, cellular component: phagophore assembly site; phosphatidylinositol 3-kinase complex, class III, type I; phosphatidylinositol 3-kinase complex, class III, type II. Lineage: Eukaryota; Metazoa; Arthropoda; Insecta; Diptera; Culicidae. The coding region runs from base 197 to 1633 and encodes 478 amino acids.
GACGGCCAAGACCGUGAACCGGUUAACUGCUAAGAAAGUAGUUAAAGUGUAGUAACUUUAAGGUGCACGAUCUGGCCCAUCUUGGGCUAAUAAUUCCAUUCAGAAUUCGUUAAUUUAAUUUUGGUGGAAACUUUAAGCAGAAGUACUCAACGAUAGGUUAUAAGCACAGCUUGUCUUUGUUUUGAUCUGAAGGAAAAUGUCAAAACGAAACAACAUAUCAAAAACAUUGUCAUUGGCAGAAGAAAUUACAAGAGAAAAUCGUAACAAAAAGAUUCUGUUGCAAAAUAAGAAAAGUGCGUAUAGUUUUGAUAGUUUUUUGUACACUUUAAUUCAGCUUAAGAAAGGCAAAGCAUCGUCAACAAUGAAUGACGCAAAAGUGAGCGUCAGCUUUUCCUGCCAGCGCUGUCUGCAGCCUAUCCAUGUCGAUGAUACAUUUGCCAGCCUUGGUGAGCAUACGCUGGCGGAGCUUGCACUACCGAUAAAUUCUCACCUGGAGAUUGACCUGGAAUCGCAAUCAGCCAGCUUCGAUCACUUUGUGCCACCUUUUCGUGUGACCGAAUCGACGAACGACACGAAUGGAUUCAUGCUACUGUCCGACGGUCCAGACAAAGAAUCGCUCGGACACAGUUUGCGCGUUAAGGCGGAGCUGUUUGAUGCCCUGUCGAACAAUUCGGAAAUAGAUCAUCCACUUUGCGACGAGUGCACCGAUACGCUGUUGGAGUUGAUGGACAAGCAGCUCAAAAUUGCCGAAGACGAAUGGAACGAUUAUAACAACUACCUGAAAAAGUUAGAAAUGACGGACGAUGUGCCAAACAUUGAAGAGCUAGAGCAGGAACUGGCAGGGCUGAAGGUGGAUGAAACGCGUCUGCUCGAGGAGUUAAGUAAUCUCUCACGCGAGGAGCAAUCUAUACGGCAAGCAGUCGAGGAACAGGAGAAGGAAAAGCAAAGGCUCGAACGUGAAGAAAACAAAUACUGGCGUGAAUAUACCAAGCAUCGCCGAGACGUAAUAACCACUGAGGACGAGUUUCGUUCGCUCGAAUGUCAGAUGGCGUACGCUCAGAGCCAGCUGGAAAAGUUGAAGAAAACGAACGUAUUCAACGCUACCUUCCACAUUUGGCACUCGGGACACUUUGGUACGAUAAACAACUUUCGCCUUGGGCGGCUUCCAUCGGCACCGGUCGAUUGGUCGGAAAUCAAUGCUGCCUGGGGUCAAACCUGUCUGUUGCUGUCUGCACUAGCGCGCAAGCUGAACUUCAACUUUAAGCAGUACCGGCUGGUGCCAUACGGUAAUCAUUCCUACGUAGAGGUGCUAGGCGAAGGCAAAGAGUUACCACUGUAUGGCAACGGAGGUUUCCGUUUUCUGUGGGACUCCAAGUACGAUGCGGCAAUGGUCGCAUUUCUGGAUUGCUUACAACAAUUUAAGGAAGAAAUCGUCCGAAGGGAUCCUGAUUUUUGCUUACCAUACUUGAUGGAGAAAGGCAAAAUCGAAGACGCGUCGACGGGAAGCAGCUUUUCUAUCAAAAUUCAAUUCAACUCCGAGGAGCAAUGGACCAAAGCGUUGAAAUAUUUGUUGACGAAUCUGAAAUGGGUACUCACGUGGGUAUCGUCCCAGUUCACCGAGGACAAACGGUAGAAUUUAAACACCCCUGAACUUGAGCAACUGCUGAGCAAAUUGCAGAAGUGUCGUGAUAUUAUUGCGUUCGUAAGAAGAUGUAGUACGCAUAGUUUAUGCAGAAUACAUUCGCUAUGUAUUAUAUAACUCUUUGUUGCGUUGCCACUGAAUAAAAUAAAGUAUAAAUUAUAGUUUCAUUAAAA